This is a messenger RNA of Carassius carassius (crucian carp), 418 nucleotides long. RefSeq names its product C-C motif chemokine 12-like. NCBI's taxonomy places the organism in Eukaryota, Metazoa, Chordata, Actinopteri, Cypriniformes, Cyprinidae. Gene Ontology annotation, molecular function: CCR chemokine receptor binding; chemokine activity. Gene Ontology annotation, biological process: immune response; cellular response to interleukin-1; positive regulation of GTPase activity. The record is from RefSeq and is a predicted model, not a curated record. The transcript is spliced from 4 exons. Gene Ontology annotation, cellular component: extracellular region. Bases 78 to 365 code for a protein of 95 amino acids.
UACAGCAUCUUCAAAACAGAAUCUAGCCUUCAAACAUAAUUCUUCUUGUGGGUAUCUGAAUAUUUUACACCAACAUCAUGCAGCUCUGCUGGAAAUUAGCUCUGGUGAUGCUGGUUCUUGUGUGUGUUACUGCACAGCAACACAACUAUCGUCGUCCCACUCGUGUUGGAGUGAGCUGCUGUAAGGAAGUAUCAAAAGGAAGAAUCCCUGCUUCAAUUAAACUGAUGGGAUACAAGCAUCAGAAUGCUCUGAGUCCAUGUGUGGAAGCUAUAAUAUUCUACACAGAGAAGGAAAAGUUAUGUUCAGAUCCAAAAGCGCCCUGGAUUAAAAACCGUCUGAAUGGUCUGCAGAAGAUAGUGGACUGAGAAAAUGGAGGCCUAGAGGAUGCUGCAAAUCUAUCUAUAUAUGUAAUCAAUCU